Capra hircus (goat) is the source of this 1466-nucleotide messenger RNA. RefSeq names its product eva-1 homolog B (gene EVA1B). The record is from RefSeq and is a predicted model, not a curated record. The transcript has 3 exons. The coding region runs from base 312 to 818 and encodes 168 amino acids. Lineage: Eukaryota; Metazoa; Chordata; Mammalia; Artiodactyla; Bovidae.
CCGAUCCAUCAGCCUGAGUCCGGCCCGCGCUGCUGCGGCCUGGGAGCCGAGCCGGGCGGACAGGCGGGCGGGCGGCCGGGACCGGACGGGGCGGGAGCGGCCGGGCCCCGGGUGUCUGCGGCCGCCGGACGCGCCGGGGCCGGGCAGCAGGGAAGCGGGACGUUGACGGGUGGAACCUGGCUGGGGCUGCCCUUCCAGGGAGCGGAGCUGCCCCGAGGAGGAAGCGGGGACAGGGUCGGCUCUAGAGAGGGCGAAGGAUCUGACCUUGCUGACCUCGAAGGCUGACAGGGGAGCUGCGCCCCGAGAGAAGCAUGGAUGCCCCUAGAAGGGACAUGGAGUUGCUCAGCAACAGCCUGGCGGCCUACGCGCACAUCCGCGCUAACCCUGAGAGCUUUGGCCUCUACUUCGUGCUGGGCGUCUGCUUUGGGCUGCUCCUCACCCUGUGCCUGCUAGUCAUCAGCAUCUCCUGUGCACCCCGCCCGCGGCCCCGCGGCCCCGCCCCGCGCCGGGACCCCCGCAGCAGCACCCUGGAGGCCGAGGAGGACGAGGAGGAGGACGACGACGAGGAGGACACGGUGACGCGGCUGGGCCCCGACGACACGCUGCCGGGCCCCGAGCUGUCCGCGGAGCCCGACGGGCCCCUAAGCGUCAACGUCUUCACUUCCGCGGAGGAGCUGGAGCGGGCACAGCGGCUGGAGGAACGGGAACGGAUUCUGCGAGAGAUCUGGCGCACCGGACAGCCUGACCUGCUGGGCACCGGCACGCUGGGGCCCAGCCCCACGGGCACGGGCACCCUGGGCCGCAUGCACUAUUACUGACCUGCUCACUUGCGCUGCAAGGUGCUCAGCGUCCAGGACAUGCGUAGGGGCUCAGAGCUGCCCCAGGACCUUUGGACUUGCCCCCUGCCCACGGUGCUAUGGAGGCCCCGCCCCCACGGCUCCCCUGGUGCUAUCGGGCCUGGAUUCUGGCCCUCUGGGAGACACCCUUCCCUAGUCCAGCCAGAAGGCCCUGGGGGUAGGGUAGGACGCAGGGUCCCCAUCCCCUCUCUGGGGGACGGUUAAGAGGUGACGUGACCAAUGAAAGCUGCAUUCUCAGUGACUCAGUCUCCUUCUGCUUCUAGUAACCCCCAGGCUCUUGCCAUGUCGGGGUACCUAGGGUUGAGAUCCCUCUACCAGGCAGCCCACCUCCUUCCAUGCAACUCACACCUCGGCACACAUACUUGCAUUCAGUUCACACAUGGCAAAAACACACGCCUGCUGCACCCACAGACACGCACACAAAUCAACUGCAUUCCUUAAAGUGCAUUCCUUACCCGGAAACGCCUGGGUACAGGUUGCCCCUGUCUCUACAAAUGCCCUGGGUUUAUGCAUCAUUUCAAUCACACAGACACACAUGCACACAAGGCCUCGGGACCCUGACCUUGACGGCAAGGCGCUAUUACCCCCAGUGUAACCAAGUGUGCCUGA